CACAACUCUGUUUUUAUUGAUGAGAAGGAGCUAUGGCAGCAGCUGUACUAACUCCUGUCUUGGCUGGCACAAAGGCCACCGGAGUUGUGCAUUGUUGCCUUUUUCUGCCCACCCCAGGAGUAGCCUGAAUGUUUGUAGAGCUCUUGGGUGCAAAAUGCAGGUCAUCAUGAGGGAAUACUGAUCUUCCUAAGAAUUUUGGGGCAGGAGUUAGCAAGGCUCAUUGACAGGGCUUUAAACUAGAUAUGAGGGGAGAAGGGGAGAUAACUGGGCCCGUCAGGAAUAAACCCAAGGGAGGCAUGCCAGGGCUUGAAGGAUGGUUGACUAGCGAGGACUCUCACUCUGCCAUUUCAUUUGAGAGAAGGGACAGACAUUUAGAAAUCAUGGAAGCACCUGAGAGGGGUCUGGUGGGAAAUGGGGCCCACACUCACAAAAAGGUGCUGGAGUCAUUAGCACAUCUGAAGUGCAUCUCUACCAAUGCAUGCAGUAUGCACAAGAAACAGGGGGAGCUUGAAGCCAUGAUGCACCAGGGAAACUAUGACAUAGUGGCUAUCACAGAAACGUGGUGGGAUGCCUCACACGACUGGAGUGCCACAAUUGAUGGCUACAAGCUCUUCAGGAGGGACAGACAGGAAAGGAGAGGCGGAGGAGUGGCCCUGUAUGGUAGAGAAUGCUAUGAGAGCUUGGAAAUCAAGUAUACUGAUGACGGGGUGGAGAGUGUUUGGAUUAGGUUAAGGGCUGAUAAAGCUGAUAUCGCUGUGGGAGUCUGCUAUAGACCCCCCAACCAAAGCAGUGAGGUGGACGAAGCUUUCUAUAAGCAGCUGGGGGAAAUCUCGCAAUCACUUGCCGUUGUUCUUGUGGGGGACUUUGACCUCCCGGAUAUCUGCUGGGAAUACAACACAGCUGAGAGGGAACAAUCCAGAAGGCUCCUGGAAUGUGUGGAAGAUAACUUCCUCACACAGCUGGAAUACACAUCUCAGAUCAGAAGCCAGAUUACUAAAGAUUUCUGUUGCAUGAAGGAGUAUGUUGAAAGACAGGAGAGAAACACACUGAUGUUCAUUGAACAAGAGCAAAAAGCAGCUCAAGAGAAAACUGAAGAGACUAUUCACCAGCUCCGUGGUGAAGCGAACAUGCUCACAGACAUCAAAGCCCAAACGAGUGAUUUACCUGAGAGACAGAGGUACAAAGGCUCACCUUCAGCAAUGACUAAAAUGACACUUGAUGAGAAGCUUAACGUUGCCAAAACUGCUGUAGAAGAUCUUAAGAGAAAGUUGGAAAUUUUACUUCUGGAGUACGCUCAGCAGUUCCCACCAGUGCAACCUCCAGACUUGCCUCAGGAGACAAGUGUCUGCUCAUUACCUCCGGCAUCUGCAGCUAAAAAUCCAGAAGCCAUGAUUUCAAGCCAGCUUUCCCAGUGGGCAGCUGAUGUGACUUUUGAUGUCAGAAGAGUAUAUGAGCGCUUAGCGAUCGCAGCCCAGAACAGGACAGUAACAGUUUCCAGCUCCCCGACUGAUUACAAGCCAUCGCCCAACAGAUUCUGCAUCAGCCAAGUGAUGUGUUCCCAGAGCUUCUCUGCGGGGUGCCACUACUGGGAAGUAAUCACCAACGCCAGCGAUGGGUGGGCUGUUGGAGUUGCUCAUGAAAUUAUUGGAAAAAGGGACAAAUUAGGAAGAACGGAGCAUUCCUGGUGUGUAGAAUGGCUAGGUUCCAAAAAGCAGCUGUCAGCAUGGCAUAGAGAUCAAGAAACAUUAUUAUGCAAGGAUAAACCCUUGAAGGUUGGAGUUUUGCUGGAGCUACAAAAGAAGACCGUGUCCUUUUAUUCCAUCACUGACAAAGAAAUGCUUUUGCACACCUUUGAAAUCAAUACCUCACAUCCUCUUUACCCUGCUUUCUGGCUAUAUAGUCUAGAAAGAAAUGGAUCUUUAACUCUAAGUCACACAAACAGGAGGUAAGGUCUUUUCAGAAAAGUGACAAUUUUGGCUGUGACUGCAGAGCUUCUGUACGAGCUUCAGUGUCUCGCACAGAAAUUUACCCAGGAGUGUGUAGCGACCCAGGCCUUCCUGGGAAUCAGCAGCUGAUACUUGGCUCUGCUUUUCUUCCCGCUCUGCUCUGCUGUAGCUGAACACUGAACUGCUGUCCCCGAACACCCUGGAAGCACUCUGGACUAGACACGCGUCUGUAAGAUGCCAGCGGUGCGUGUGUCAGCUUCUACAAGAGUGGGGGUGGCUCUCUCAACGUUGCCAACAGUGAAUGCACAGCUGGUGGCUGCUGCCUCUUGUUAGGGCUGAGGUGUCCCUUCCUGGUGCAUCUGGAGCAAGAACAGGGCCAGCACGAUGAGCUGCCUGGGCACCUCUAGGUUUGCACGUACAAACUGUGCUGCAGUGCUCAGGAGCAGCAAUUUGUUGCGCUUUGAUCAUAAAUGACCGUGCCAUGUAAAAGGGAGUGUGUUGUGUCGCUCCUGGUGUUCCUGUGCGUCGGAGGCGCUCACUCGGCAGGCGCAGCACUGCAGCCAGCGCCGUUCCAUGACAGCGCUUGAAAUCUGCAUCGUGGCUCCCAAUGGCAGAAAGCUGCGUCACCAUCCCAGGGAAGCCCAGAGCAGAACUCCCGCGCAGAGGCGACAGGAGCCCCCAAGCCCACUGCCUGCUGUAUUUCCCACUGGGCUCUGAGGGGGGAGAGCAGAACUGGGGGCUGUGAUUUGUCAAGGGGAUGCCCCCUCUGUCCCCGUGACUGCUGUUCAUGGCCCAGAAAAAAGGGAAAAAAAGCCCCAACAAAAAAUAAGGUCAAAGACUUUUUAUUAAUUAAAUAAGAAAUCACUUUCUGGAGAGCAGCUGUCCCUGCCCAGCUGCCCGGCUCCUGGGUCUGUCCCGCGGGGGCCUUGGUGCGUGAGGGAGGUGGCAGUCGGACGAGUCGCUCUUGCUCUCCGCUGCCUUGUGCAGCCCGGGCUGGUGCUGUGCUGGCCC
Molecule: messenger RNA, 2957 nt
Organism: Chroicocephalus ridibundus (black-headed gull)
Lineage: Eukaryota; Metazoa; Chordata; Aves; Charadriiformes; Laridae
Gene: RNF135
Product: ring finger protein 135
Exons: 5
Coding region: 243-1949 (568 amino acids)
Biological process (GO): regulation of innate immune response; larval heart development; cell adhesion involved in heart morphogenesis
Cellular component (GO): extracellular matrix; cytoplasm
Molecular function (GO): ribonucleoprotein complex binding; ubiquitin-protein transferase activity; protein binding
Source: RefSeq, a predicted model, not a curated record